Molecule: messenger RNA, 1248 nt
Organism: Kwoniella mangroviensis CBS 8507
Lineage: Eukaryota; Fungi; Basidiomycota; Tremellomycetes; Tremellales; Cryptococcaceae
Exons: 2
Coding region: 1-1248 (415 amino acids)
Source: RefSeq, a predicted model, not a curated record
AUGUCGAUCCAAAAGGAAUACAAAUUUACCCGCUCUACCCUUCCUCUCCCAAAUGACCUUCUUCACAUCCUCCUUCAAAAACUUCUCUCAACCUCAUCAUUCAGUACGCUCUCAACGCUCGCUAGACUAUCCAAAGACUAUUAUUCACUUAUCAUUCCACUCAUUUACAAACACGUUCAUAUCACUUCGGAUGAACAGUUACAGUCAUUUUUAACUAUUCCUCUGACCAAACGAGAAGAGAAUGACAAGAAGAAAAGAAAGAUAGUCAAUACCGUUUUACUCAAAGGUAAAUCCAGAUCUAGAUCCAAUUCAUUAGAAGAUAGUUCGAACUGGAGCAGAAAGAUACAGUGUCUGUCACUUUGUGAAUCUUUGACAUUGGAUGUCUAUCCUUCUCGAACCAGUUUCAAGAUUGCGUCAAAACUUCCUCAACCACUUCAAACUCCCCUUCUCACUUUCACGCCGAAAUCCCUUGAAAAUCUCAGAGAGAAGUUGAGUAGAUCUGGUGCACCUAGGAUAUUGGUUUCUUUCUGGUCUCAACAUCUUCCUACCCUCAUACGACCUAGGAAGGUGGUUGUGGAUUAUUCCAACUUGAAUUUCAAUCCCAUCUCGAAUGCUGGAGAGGAAGAAGAAGAGGACGAAGAGAAAUGGGCAGAUACGAUGAGUGGGAUGAGUAUCUCCUUACAAUCGUGGACUUGCUCUGAAGGGUUGGAGAUGGUUGAGUUGAAAGGUGACAAGUGGAUGGGUGUGUUACCCUCGCCUGGAGUGGGGGUUAAGAUGGUACAUACUACUGCUAGUACUCCUUCUAGCUUCUCAGCCGAGACAUUGAAUGGAGACGAAGAAGAAGAAGAGUUAGUAACGGUAAACGAAACUGUCCUCAACGCUCCUCCGAAUCCCAAUGAACCUAAUCCAGCGACAUUGGAAUCGAUCGAAUCCCGAAACAAACUGGUUUCUACAAGAGUCCAAAGUAUUUUAAUGGGAUUAAGAACCUCUCAAGCAUUGUAUGAAACUUACAAUUCCCGUUUACCUCUCAAAUGGGAUGUCGUAGAUGUGUUACCCCCUCCGAUCGGAUUUGAGGAGAUGGAUCAGGAAGAGAGGUAUAAUGAAUACCAGAGGGAAAAGCGGAAGGUAUUAGAUGAGAUUUUGAGUGGGUUGGAUGAGGUCGCGCCGGUCAUCACUAGGAGAUAUGGAAGGAUCGGACGGGAAGGUAGAAGGGAAUUGAGUUGUUUGAAUUGGGUUGAUGGAUCUUAG